AUGGCAUGGCUGGAGCCUUUGGCCUCGCAUUUCCUGCGUGAGAUCCAGGCCGAUCUGGUAAAUGUUUCUGCAUGCUCGGUGGGUCUCAACAUGCACAAGUCUUGGCUUUUUGCAACCUGCUUUCGUCCUUUGCAGGCCCUCGCUUGCAUUUGUGAGCAUCCUCGUGGCAGCCAUGAGGAUAUCAGGGGCACAAGGGAUUCCUCAGGUGGCUUCCGUAGUCGUGCCUCUGCUGAGUAUCCUGACAUCUUGGCCCAGCGCUACGCACAGCAAGUAAAAAGCCUUUUUCAUCAGCUUCUGGGUCGUCUGCGUUACCUGUGUGACCUGCAAUCAUCAGAGGCGCUCUUUCAGCCUUCAGAGGUCAGUUCUCUCCGUGGCAUCUUCGAGCUCUGGCUUCAGUCGCUUCCUGGGCCCAGGCAAGUCUCUUGGUCUGCAGCCGAGGGGCAACCUUACUGCCUUGAGGCUUUGCAACUUGUCUCGGCCCUCACUUCAGACAGGGAUACCACCCUCUUCCCUUGCCUGCUGUCUGGAGUGCCGACUGGCUUUGACGCAGACAUACCUUUGUCCAAUGUGCUUGUGCUGGCCGACCCAGAGACUUUGAGAGCUCUGGUGGAGGAGGAGCUGGAAAAGGGCUGGCUUUUCGAGAUGGAUUCUUUGGCCUCGGCCCAAGCGCGCUUUGGCUCUAAACUUGCCAUUGGCAAGACGUCCAUAGUCAGCGCUCCUGGCAAAAAGCCACGCCUUGUCGUUGACUCGACAGUCUGCGGGACGAAUCCCUCCUGUCUCAUACCAGAGACAUUUGCUUUGCCUUCGGUGGAUGACGUGCGUGAGUGCUUUCCCUUGAGGAUGCACGCGGGCAAGUUGGCUGGCUUUGCUUUGGACGUCAAAUCGGCUCACAAAACUGUGCGAGUCCGUCCAGCCGAUCAGGGCCUCUUAGGCGUGACACUCCCAUCCGCCGAUGGCUCUGGCUCCAGGUACCUGUUCUACCAAGUCUGUCCCUUUGGCGCCAACUUUUCCGCAAUUUGGUUUCAGCGCCUUGGCAGUUUCUUCAUUAGAACUUUGCACCUUUGGAUUUGGCUGCGCCAUGCACUCUUGGCCUACGUGGAUGACUUCCUCUUGGUUCAGGACCAGGAUGUCAUAGCCCUCUCCUGCCUUGUCCUUGCCUGCUGCGCCAUGUUCGGCAUCCCCAUUUCACAUGCCAAAUUGCAACUUGGUAGGAGCAUAGUCUGGAUAGGCUGGCAUUUUGGCUUUGGUAGCGGCACGUUUUGCGUGCCACUGGACAAGGCCCUCAAGCUCAAGCGUUUGCUCCAGGAGGCUCUUGCUGGACGCCAUGUCCAUCGUAGGACCAUGGACAAGAUUCUGGGUUUGCUUCAGUGGCUUUGCAAGCUUUUCCGUUCCUUCAAACCCUGGCUUCAGCCUCUCUACGCAGAUGCCAACAGGCCACUGGCUACCAAUCACAGCAUUGCUCCAGGCGAUUGGCCAGGUUUGGCUUUGUUUCUCAGCGACAGUCUGGUCUUUGUCGCUAAUCCUCCUGGCACGGCCAUCGCCCCAGGGAGUCGACUUCUAGAGCUCGCCAUAUGGCUUUGUCCAGCAAAAGAGAUUUAG
Symbiodinium pilosum is the source of this 1599-nucleotide messenger RNA. The record is from the annotation of a GenBank genome assembly. Lineage: Eukaryota; Dinophyceae; Suessiales; Symbiodiniaceae.